AUGCUUGUGGUUCGCUUUGACAUCUCCACCAAUGGCGUAUCUGCGAGCAACAUCUCUUCCUCUGUCGUUAUCCGUACCUCUAAUUCUGGCAGCCUGUACAGUUCCUGUGAGAUUGUGUCUGGUGCCACAGUUUCUCUAGCCCAUGCUGCCUCUUUGUAUGCUCUUCCUGAUGGUCCCUUCUCGAGAAGCUGUCGACAUGGGUCUAGACGCAAUUUUGUUAACCAGAUUGCUCACACUGAAGUUGAUGCUCCACCGAUUCAUCGACCUGAGGAAGAUCCACUUAGGGAUGAUCUUAUCAAAGGACUUGAAGGUUUAACUGCUCAAUUAGCUGGUGGUUCAAAAUACAAAUCGACGCAAUUAUUCAAGCCAAGAAAUUCAAAACCUACAUCUCCAGAUCGUGUUGUAACAGACCUAGAAUUCCAAGAGCUGGAGAAGUAUCUAGGAAAUAACUGGAAAGCAUUUGGCCGUAAACUUGGAUUUAGCAAUGAAGACAUUUAUGUAUUUGAAAAAAAUAACCAAUCCAAUGUCACAGAUGCAAUGAAUGAUAUGCUUCAUGCUUGGAAAGCUAAAUUGGGAAAGGAGGCUACGGUAGGAAAACUUGUCCAUCAUUUGGACAAUUUUGAGCAUAUCAAUCCAGAAUCUUAUACGUUCCUGAUAAAUGAUACUAUGGAAGAACAUAAAUCAACACAAUUAUUCAAGGCAAGAAAUUCAAAGCCUACAUCUCCAUAUCGUGUUGUAAGAGACCUAGAAUUACAACAGCUGGUGAAGCAUCUAGGAAAUAACUGGAAAGCAUUUGGCCGUGAACUUGGAUAUAGCAAUGAAGACAUUUAUGUAUUCGAAAGAAAUAACCAAUCCAAUGUCACAGAUGCAAUGAAUGACAUGCUUCAAGCUUGGAAAGCUAAAUUUGGAAAGGAGGCUACGGUAGGAAAACUUGUCCAUCAUUUGGACAAUUUUGAGCAUAUCAAUCCAGAAAAUUAUGCAUUCCUGAUAAAUGAUACCAAGAAAGAUUAAUUCAAAUUACAGUUGUUUUACCACAAAAAAAUGUGUUUGGGUAUGAUAAAUUACUACAAUACAUUACUGUUAGAUGAUUACUGUUACUUAAUUUUAUUACUGUACACAGUAUUUGCUCUAGUUUUUAAACAUGUAGUACUUGAUGAUGUUCUACUUACUUUUUGUUUUAAGAGUACAUUAAACAGGCCUUAUGGACCUAAGCCACACCUCUCAGAUUUUGUUGCCAAGGUCCCACAAAAAGAUAGCAUAAACGUAUGAAUUUGUGGGACAAUCUUGUAAUCUCAGCAAUGUUCUGAUUGGUCAGUUGUUAAAUUUGAUUGUAGAAAGAUCAAUUGUAGAAUGAUAUGAUAAAAACUUGUCCAUGUUUUUUGUUUUAUAAAAAUCUGGGACUUAUUUUUAUAUCACCUCCAUACUUUUUAUCUUCAAUUGUAAUUGAUGUUUCCAGUUUCAUACAAUAUGCAUUCCAUCACUCAUCCUUCCCUGUCUAUAUCCAUUAUUUAUUCUUCACUCCUUAACACUGUCACAUUCCUUUCUCCAUUAAAUUGUCGCAAAAUUGUGAUCAUGUUUUCACCAGACUUCUUGCUGUGUUUUCUUCAGUAUUGUAAAAUUUGUCCUAUGCAGAGAGUGGCGUAAUGCAAUGAGUCAGGGGCAUAGACCUAUGGGGGUCACUGGAACAACAGGGCCCCAGAAAAUUCAUCGACUUAGCAUUGUUCUUUAUUAAGCAGAAUGUGUAAACAACAUAGAUACGCCCUGAAAACAUAAACAAUUUCCCGUGCACCAGAAAUAAGCCAGGUGCCAAAGGCCUCUUUGUCACUUAUACUCCUGGUCACAGACAUUUAAAGACUAGCCAAUUAUUUACAAAUUCAGAUACACAGUUUUAAUUGCUUUAAUCAUGUCUUUGAUAAAUUAUAACACAUUACCUAUUCUAUAUAGUAGAGUACUAUGUUUCAGUAAUUUUUUCAGGAUAUAUGCAAUGUAUAAAUAUCAAGUCUAUCUCAACGAACAUAAACCUUUGAUGCAAAAUGGUAAAAAAAUAAUUUGUUAUAAAUUAUUUACAGAUUAUAUACAAUAAUAGAUAGCGUCAUUAGUUAAAAAGGUCUGUACAAUAUUAUAUCAUAUGUUAUUAUUCAAGUAUUAUAUUCAUAUAUAAUGCUUAAGAAUCUAUGUCUUUAAUAAUCAUAAAAAAAAGGGUAAAGGAACAUUGGUAUGAGUCUAUUAUUCAUGCUUAAAGUGUACUCUAUAUAGAAAAAAAAGUCAUCCAUAUGUGGUUAAUAUUAUAGGCCUACAGAUAUUAUAGCAUUAGAAUCGUACAGGUUUGCACAAUUGAAUAUCAUGAUACCAAAACCAGUGAUGCAUACUCCAGGAAAUUAUUGUUAGUUCACAAUAUUGACAUAAACAGUCUAUUUCCGUCAACAAUAACAAUGCUUGGAAAAUUGUGUUUGAAAGAA
Messenger RNA from Anneissia japonica, 2459 nucleotides. RefSeq lists its product as uncharacterized. The record is from RefSeq and is a predicted model, not a curated record. The coding region runs from base 1 to 1011 and encodes 336 amino acids. Gene Ontology annotation, molecular function: protein binding. Lineage: Eukaryota; Metazoa; Echinodermata; Crinoidea; Comatulida; Comatulidae. Gene Ontology annotation, biological process: signal transduction. The transcript has 4 exons.